AUCAUUGCUUUAUGGAUAGGAAGCGGAGGCCCUCUGGGACGCUGCAUCGGCCCACGUUGAAACACCUCACGCCUCUAUAAAAGCACGCACAGUGGUGGUUGGGGUCUCAAAAUGCUCAGAAGACCUUACCGAACGCCUUGGUGGCGAAAUCGAAUCAUAAAAGAAGUCUAAUUGAGAUCCGAAGUCUGUUAAAGUCACUCAUUGGAAAUGAGACCGGGCGCCGCUCGGAUCGGCCUGCGCCUUGUCGAAGUUCUCCCGACGUUCCGGACGCGUUUUUGUUCUUCUUCCGCGACUCGCUACGCCGCGCCACUCCCACCUAACCCCGUUCGCGCGGCAUGCUGGCUGACUCCGUUUGUGACCAUUUUCGUCCUUAAAGGGCUUGAAAAUGGCAGCCAGUAACGACAACACCGACUGGAUGAACAACUCUUUAAAUGCCUCUCUAAACAUUUCUAUUGCUAGCUCGGUCCUUCAAUCGUCUACGCCAUUCAAAGUACCUGCCAAACCGAGAACUAGAGGAAAAACUGGGGCCAAGAGAGUGUACGUGCGAGCUGUAUGUGAUACAUGUAAUGUGUGUGGCAAGGAAUACAGGUGCCACAGAUCAUAUCUGAAUCACAUGAGGCAACACUCUAUUAAAGAAGCUGCAUCAAGAUUUCCCAGUGCCUCAAAGAUGAUUCAGCAUUGCACGGAGACGAUUAGUGAAAGUUUUGAAGCAAUGAAGCUGCGCCCAGCAUUUGGUCCCUUAGGUCAGCAAUAUAAGGCAGUUGUACAAAAUGCAAAGGACAUAGCUAAUGGAUCACUAAACAUUCCUCAAUGGAAUGAGUUAUUUAAAAUAAUUCAUGAAGAAGCAACUAAAGAUGUUGGAGAGUGUAAAGUAUUGCUGCCUUCAGCCCUCAUUAGUGUACUUAUGAAGAACUGUGAUAGGCAGCUUUCUGACAGGUGUCACAGAAAGAAAUUAUGUGAUUUACUUCAGAUGUGCAUAGCCUGUAGCACUUCUGUUGCUAAUAUUUUUAUUGCUGAUUAUAUUUUAAUGCUAGUAACCAAAAUGUUUAAGUACUACAGUUCUUGUUUGAAAAAGGAUGUAACAGACCAAAGAGUGGAAGUUGUUGAACUGGACAAUGAAGACAAAGAGACAAUUCAUUUUAUAUCUGGGGCUGUUGUGAGGGCAUUCUACAAAAAGAGUCGUGCAUUUGCAAAGUCAAAUGUUAGGUGGGCAAAGAUUGGAAAUCUUAUAACUAAUAAGCUCUUGGAGAGUGAUGUUGUUCCAGGCCCCCCUGCCAUAGUGAAAGGCUGGACAAUUGCCAAAAACAAGGGCAGACUUUUUUUUGUUAGCGGUGCAUUAUUUGAUUUUUUUGUUGGUAUUGCAGAGACUUUGGAGAAGACGAUUGACAAGAAAUUUAGAGUGGACUCUAAUCGUGUUAUUGAAGCGGUGUGCCAGGGUACUGUGAUUUUACUGUGGGAUGAAGCUGUAGGUGACUGUGUCAAUGAAGCACUUUCAUAUGACUUGAUGUGUGGUAUGACCAGGUCAUUUUGCAAUACAUUUGGUGUAGGAUUGGCCAAGAAGCUGCUUAAUAAGAGACGCAAAGCAGAAGCAAGCCUUCCAUUACGAGCCCAAGUGGCUCCCAGGCGUAGAAAGUAAAUGAAGCUAUGGUUCUAGUCACUGCAAUGAGUAAUUUGACUGAAUUAUUUCUGUGAUUUGCAUGCAUUAAAAAUUGUUUUUAAUAGCUAAGCAGUAUAAUUUAUAAGAAAUGAGUCAAUGGUUGUGUUCAACAGUUGUAGUGUUGCUUAGAAUAAUCAAUCUAGCUGUGACAAUUUAAAGUUGUCAAUUUAUGUUUGUGACUGAUUUUAAGAUGUGUUUGACUGAAAGCAAACAUUUGUAAAGACAGUUUCUUUUUAUGGAUCUAUGACAGAAUUUAAUGUUUUAAAAUGUAUUUCCU
Thrips palmi is the source of this 1934-nucleotide messenger RNA. RefSeq lists its product as uncharacterized. NCBI's taxonomy places the organism in Eukaryota, Metazoa, Arthropoda, Insecta, Thysanoptera, Thripidae. The record is from RefSeq and is a predicted model, not a curated record. The transcript is spliced from 3 exons. The coding region runs from base 386 to 1636 and encodes 416 amino acids.